CACCAUUGAGUCACCACAGCCAAGAGCAACCAAUAACUUCUCCCAAACAAGGCUCACAAAUGACAGUACUAGGAGUACUAGCGUUUGUUACUACUCCUCAGACGCUGACGCUCAGCUGCCGUCGCCAACCACCACGCACCAACCAACCAACCAAUCCCUCUCUCUCUCUCUCUCUCUCUCUAUAUAUAUAUAUAUAUAUUUGUGAGCAGGUCUGAGCAUCACACACAUACAGACAGAGAGAGAGAGAGCUAGUAAUUACAAGCGUUUCUAUUUCUAUUUAUAUUUCUAUGGCGAGAAAGAAGAUCAGAGAGUACGAUUCUAAGAGGCUGUUGAAGGAGCACUUGAUCAGACUCGCUGGGAUUCACCUUCAUAUUUCCUCUGCUCAGGUAACAGAGUUAACAGACUUCACUGAACUAACAAACGAAGAAACAUGGUUAUCAUCCACAAGAUUGGUGGUGAAGCCUGAUAUGUUGUUUGGGAAGCGCGGAAAAAGUGGCCUUGUGGCUCUGAAUUUAGAUAUGGCUCAAGUUGCUGAAUUCGUAAGGGGACGCCUUGGUGUGGAGGUUGAGGUGGGUGGUUGCAAAGCACCUAUUACUACAUUUAUAGUUGAACCAUUUGUUCCUCAUGACCAAGAAUAUUAUCUUUCAAUCGUCUCUGAAAGGCUUGGCUGUACUAUAAGCUUUUCAGAGUGUGGAGGUAUUGAAAUUGAAGAGAACUGGGACAAGGUUAAGGCAAUAUUUCUCCCAACUGAAAAGCCUAUGACAACUGAGGCAAUUGCCCCAUUGAUUGCCACACUUCCCUUAGAGGUACGGGGAAAAAUUGGGGACUUUAUAAAGGCUGUGUUUGCUGUGUUCCAGGAUCUGGACUUCAGUUUCCUGGAGAUGAACCCGUUCACACUGGUUAAUGAUGAGCCAUAUCCAUUAGAUAUGAGAGGGGAGUUGGACGACACUGCUGCUUUCAAGAACUUUCAGAAGUGGGGUAAUGUAGAAUUUCCGCUGCCUUUUGGCAGGGUUCUGAGCCCUACAGAGACAUUCAUUCACUCAUUGGAUGAAAAGACAAGUGCUUCCUUAAAAUUCACUGUUUUGAACCCCAAAGGACGCAUCUGGACCAUGGUAGCUGGUGGAGGUGCAAGUGUUAUUUAUGCUGAUACUGUUGGAGACUUGGGUUAUGCAUCAGAACUUGGGAAUUAUGCAGAGUAUAGUGGUGCUCCUAAUGAGGAAGAGGUGUUGCAAUAUGCUAGGGUUGUCAUUGAUUGCGCCACUGCAAAUCCUGAUGGUCGUAAAAGGGUUCUUCUCAUAGGAGGUGGCAUAGCUAAUUUCACUGAUGUUGCUGUUACUUUUGAUGGAAUUAUUAGAGCACUAAGGGAGAAGGAAUCCAAGCUAAAAGCAGCAAGAAUGCAUAUUUAUGUGAGAAGGGGUGGUCCAAACUAUCAGACUGGUUUGGCAAAGAUGCGUGCCCUGGGUGAGGAACUAGGGGUUCCUCUAGAGGUUUUUGGGCCUGAGGCAACAAUGACUGGAAUAUGCAAGCAAGCAAUUGAGUGCAUCAUGUCUGAGGCAUAAGAUCCCAUCUUAAUUUGAAUUUUUGUAUGUGUGCAAGAGUCUUUUUAACAUGUUUGUGAAGAGAGUGAGUUAUUUAUCGAAGUUUCGUAAUGGGAGACUGGGAUUGGAUUGUUUUAAUGUAUAAUGUAUAAGUUCUGAAAACAGUUACUGCUGCAAACCUGCUUGCCUUGUAUUUCAUCAACUUAUAUAUAUUAGCGACCUUGAAAGGUCUGGGUUAAUUUU
Messenger RNA from Camellia sinensis, 1781 nucleotides. RefSeq names its product ATP-citrate synthase alpha chain protein 2. The record is from RefSeq and is a predicted model, not a curated record. Gene Ontology annotation, cellular component: succinate-CoA ligase complex. Gene Ontology annotation, molecular function: succinate-CoA ligase (ADP-forming) activity. Gene Ontology annotation, biological process: tricarboxylic acid cycle; succinyl-CoA metabolic process. Lineage: Eukaryota; Viridiplantae; Streptophyta; Magnoliopsida; Ericales; Theaceae.